AUGUCAGCACCAUCGUCGUCUUCUACACAAUCGUCUACUACUUCGAAUACUACGUCAAAUGGAGGAGGAGGAGCAAGUCGUCUGCGGUUUCGUGGUGACGCAGCAAGCUUUUCACCUCGGAAUUACCCGGCUUAUCACUAUGUUCAACAGCCUUAUUCACCACAUAUGCCGAAUAAGCUGUAUAUACCACCUCCAAUGCAACACCAACUUACGCCACAGCAACAACAGCAAUUUUAUAUGCAAUAUGGUCAGUUUGGUUACCCCAUGAUAGCCAAUCCAAUGUACAUGUAUAUGCCAUACCCUCAAGAAUUAUAUCAACAACAGCAGCAUCAGCAGCAACAACAGCAACAACACCAGCAACAACACCAGCAACAACAUCAGCAACAACACCAGCAACAACAGCUACCACCGCAGCAUCAACAGGGUUAUAUGGUUCCGCCUGUUUUCACACCACAACCACCAACUCCACUACAGCCACAUCACCAACCUCCACAGAUACCCAUCUCAGCUCCGCCGCCAACCUCACAUCUGCAUCCACAUACUCCUGCACAUCAACAUCCACAUGCACAGGGUCUGGGGCAUCAACAACAACAACAACAACAACAAUCGCAGUCACAAAUGCAAGGUCGGCUGCUGCCACAUCCUCCGCAAAUGCAGCAUCAAUCACAAAAAUCACCUUCUAUACUGCAGCAGCAGCAACAGCAGGAAUUAGAAACCCCAAACUCAUCCGGAGCAAUUGAUCAUCAUGCCUUAAACAUAAGUAGUGAUACACAUUCUGACACACCAAAAACGCUAUCAAAACCCACGCUUCUUUUUUCACCAUCGCCUCAACAACAGAGGCAAGAUACCCCACCCGCAAGCACAAAGACGCUAAAGCAGAAAACAGAGCCAAGCAUUAAAGAGAAAGAAAUACCAACACAAACGGAACCAGACACGAUAGAACAAGUGGUUGUUGCUCCUACACUCAAUGGCCACAAAGAAACGAAAACGGAAACGGAAACGGAGACGGAAACGGAGACGGAAAAGGUUGAAACAGUGGAGACCGAAACCGAAUUUCCCUUGUACAUAAAUGAAACACAGCUAAACUUUUUAAACAUUUUUCCAUUAACGGAGGAGAAUAGAAAAAUUGAUGAUAUCGAUAGAGUGAACAACUUGAAUGAGAAUGCACCAAAAGAAAACAAGGUUGUUCUUUGUCCAAAAUACACAAAAAUUUUUGACAUCAAUACAUCAGAAACAUACUUUACCAAUGGUAAAGACGUUAAACACGAACAAAUCAAAGAUAAUGAAUCACAGUCUCAACCAACAAAUUCAACAAGUCAACCACCAAGCACCAACUGGGCUUCAAUUUUACAAUCAAGUGCACCACAAGCACCAGCAAAAAGGGUUACCAAACCUAGAGCCACCACAUCAAAACCAGCAACCACCGGCCAAAUCGAUACUGCGACCCCCUCGAUAAAAUCCAAACCAUCCACGCCUGAGUUUGAUCUUGAUUCAGAAUCUGCACACCCAUUGGGAAUGUUGCUACUCAAAGUCAUGUUUGAUAGUAACUACUCCCUUUCCAAUGAUUUCCCAGUGUUUGACAUAAAACCAAAAGGAUUAACAAACACGGGAAACAUUUGUUUUAUGAAUUCCAUAUUACAAUCAUUGCUUUAUUGCAAACCAUUUAACAAAUUACUCAAACUUAUUGAGACGAAAUCAAUUGGCGAUUUAGUUGAAUCAUCACAACCAUUAAUCGAUGCCACCAUCAAACUUUUCAAUGAGUUUAAACCUAGUGAUAACAAAUUACCAGUUUCAAUUGAACCAUUUUACUCUGCCUUAUCCAAACACAAGAAAUUCCAGCACUUGAAAUGGGGACAACAAGAAGAUGCCGAAGAGUUUUUGGGGUAUUAUCUCGAUGCAUUGAAUGAAGAGAUGAUUUUAGCUCUAAAGAAGUUAAACACCCCACAAGUGGAUCAAUUGAUUCAAUCAUAUACUCAAGAUGAUGUUGCCAAGUUUAAAUAUAAUGUUAAAACAUGCAUAAGAAAGAUUAAGAAGGAUGAUGAUCAAGAAGAUGAAGAAAAUGAAUGGAAUGAAGUCGGACCCAAGAAAAACAUCACCAAAAUUGAAGUUGACCCCACACCAUUGAAUAUGAUUUUCAGUGGAGAGUUUAAAUCAGUGAUAACCAUCCCCAAACCAUCUUCUAAUUUUCAAAAAUCAAUUACAUUGGAUCCUUUCCAACAUGUCCAACUCGAUAUAUCAAACUCAAAUUCAAUAGAAGAGGCAUUUUUGCAUUUGAAUGAAUUGGAAACUAUUUCAUACAAGGGAAACAAUAAUAAGGAAGUUGAAGUUAAAAAGCAAACAUUUAUUGAGAGAUUACCUCAAGUUUUAAUUAUCCAUUUGAAGAGAUUUAGUUAUUCCAAGGAUCAAGAAAAUGCAAUUGAAAAAUUGGCUAAAAAUAUUUCCUAUGAUCAUACAUUGACAAUACCGAAUGAAAUAUUAUCACAACAACAACAACAACAACAACAACCAGCACCAUUGACUUCUUUCAAGUAUCAAUUGACCUCAGUCGUUUAUCAUCAUGGAUCAAGUGCUGAUGCUGGUCACUAUACCAGUGAUACGUUUGAUUUUGAGAAUAAUCAAUGGUGGGAAAUUGAUGAUACUAUAGUCAAACCAAUCAAAGAUGAUGAAGUGUUGAGUUCUGGUAUAAACAAUGCAUAUAUAUUGUUGUAUAGCAAGAUUCAAUGA
This is a messenger RNA of Lodderomyces parapsilosis, 2724 nucleotides long. Its product is annotated as mRNA-binding ubiquitin-specific protease. Gene Ontology annotation, molecular function: cysteine-type deubiquitinase activity; cysteine-type endopeptidase activity. Bases 1 to 2724 code for a protein of 907 amino acids. The record is from RefSeq and is a predicted model, not a curated record. Gene Ontology annotation, cellular component: cytosol; nucleus. Gene Ontology annotation, biological process: protein deubiquitination. The transcript has a single exon. NCBI's taxonomy places the organism in Eukaryota, Fungi, Ascomycota, Pichiomycetes, Serinales, Debaryomycetaceae.